GGCACUUUUACGCUAAUUUAUUGUCACUCGAUGCACCCGUCAUGUCCAGGAAUUGAUCGACUGAUAGUCAGUGGUAAGGGUGAAGGUGAAAUAAAAAAUAUUAAUGAAGAAAAAAAAUGAGCACAGCUAUUGAGAACAGUGUGGACACCGCCAAGUCACGAGGUAUAUUUUCUAGGGCAUUUGCUAAACGAGCCCAGCCCUAUGAAGAAGCCCUCAAGAGCCUGAAUCGACUUAGCAAAGAGGGUGAACGAUUUGCUGAAGAGGAUGGAGCUUCAGCGCACCCCACCUUGGCCUUGAUGAGGCGCAUCCUGGCAGAUGCUCAGGCAAAACUUCGCGUGAUGGUGGAGGAGAACGCAGCGACGGGUGCCCGUCUGGAUGGCGAACUAGAGCGUGCGAGGGGUGAAUGCGCGUCUCUUCGCGGUGAAUUACGCGAGGUAAGGGGUGCCCUUGUAACAAACAACAAUCACGCGACCAAUGGCAACGGUUCAAAUGCCAAUAACAACGGUACGAGUAGUGAAACAACGAGCGCAACUAGUGGUACGUCCAACAAUUUGACAGCACCAAUGAGUACCCAGGAAGUGAGGUGUGAAUCGCCGGCCCUCAAUUCCCAGGACGAGGCAAAAAGACUCAGUGCUGCCAGUAGUCCUGUUGAUAAGAGGAGCUCAGCAAGUGAAAAAUCGGUUAGCCCUGUUGAUAAAGGAAGUAGCCCGUCUGAUAAGAAGGACAGGAACAGUCCCAUCGAUCGCAGUAGAACUAGUCCGUCAAUUGAAAAGCGUAACGGCUCACCGAAUCGUAGUCCCAGUGAAAAGAGACGACCCUGGACGGCAGUGGAUAAAACCCGGAUAGGUUCUGGUGGUAGUGUUGAUUCUCGAUCGGGCAGUGCAAGUCCAGAUCGUAAUCGGAGUGGACUAUUUCAACGAAGUGGUAGUGAACGAUCGAGCGGUGAGAGACUGCGUAUAACAACAAAUCGCGAGUCAAUACGCAAUAAGGAGAGCAAUGAACUCGAGAGUAAGGACGGUAAGGACAUAAUCGAUGGAGAUGUAAGACCAGACGAGGACAAUGAGCCACCGGCACCAGCACCAGGCAGCCGACCCACAUCACCAAGCAAUCCCCUUGGUCUCUCAGAAUCAGUGAUAUCUGGUCGAUUAUCAGGUCUCCAUGGAGGACCACCAGUGGAAUUGGCGAGUGCUCGUCGAUUACGUCUGGAGAAUGAGCGUCUUGUGGCGGAAGUAGCAAGACUCCGUCGAUUGCUGUUGAGUGGUGCAGCAAGGGGUGAAGUUGGUGGUGAGGAUGCAGCUAUUGAAGAGGAAGCUCGUUUCGUUGCCCUGGAAAUGGAGCUACAGCAUUCGCGCGAGGUCAUACAGGCCCUCAAAACCGAUCGCAAACGUCUCAAGGCUGAGAAAUUCGAUCUACUAAAUCAAAUGAAAGCUCUCUACAGUACACUGGAGGAUAAAGAACGAGAGCUCAGGGAUUUCAUACGAAAUUAUGAACAGCGGAUGAGGGAAAACGAGGCAACACUCGGUCGUCUUCAGCAGCAAGGUGCUGGAUUACCCAGUGAGGAGAGGGAGAGAGAACGCGAGAGGGAACGCUGGAGUUUGCUGAGAGCUGCUAGAGAUGAGGCUGACAGGAGUCUCAGCUUAGCGGCAAGUUUGGCUGAUAAGGAGGCUGCUUUAUCUCAUGCACAUGCUACUAUAAAAGAGCUCCAGCGACAAUUAAGCGACCGAGGUGGAACCAGUGGUGUAUGUCUGAGUGAUCAAGAGUCCCUCGUAUCAUUUCCACGUGGCAGUGUAAAUGGUACAGCAACACUCGGUGCUUGCAGUACCAGUGGCAUCGGAGGAUGUGGACCAAUGCUAUUACCUCACUUGGGUGCACAACCCCCUCUGGGUGCAACUGAUCUUUGCGUUGGUGUUGGCGGAAGUGGUGCGAGUGGAACUGGUCAAGCUGGUGAUCGUGGUAGCUGUAGUGCUGAUUCCGGUGUACGUGGAUCCAGUGACAGAGAGAGUGGCGGUGCUACCAGUGUCGGAGGAAAUUUAUCAGACUCCACAACUGAUGGGACACCAACAAUAACUGUCGAGGGAAGUGGCCUCGAUAUGGACAGCAUCUCAGUGGUAUCCUCCGUAGCUCCAUCACACAUGUAUCAAUCAGCAACUACACCGAAGGACUGCAGCCCAACUCUUUCACCUUUGAACGCAUUUUCGAGAUCGAUGGAUACGUCAUCGAUGUCACGUUCAGUGGAGCAACUGUCCAGUCCAAUGGACUCUGAGCCAAGGAGAAAUAAAGUAGCACCUGUUCCAGCACCUGUCGCCCACGCGCGCUCUUCGGCGACGAGGGGCGGUCCUUGGGGUUCGAUUUCAAGGGUUUUCGCUCGUUCUCGUCAUCGGAAAGCCCUCAACAGUUCCGUUAGCGGUAGCACAGGAACAGAGGCUUCGGAUGCCUUCGAUCCCUAUAGGUCGUGGUCACCACUUACUGAGGAAGGCUACGCCGAGAAAUUACGAUUACUGCGGGAAGCUGUAACGAUACCAAUGGAGAGAUGGCGAGCUCCAACCGUCCUAGCUUGGCUCGAGGUUGCCCUAGGGAUGCCACAGUACGGACCCAGGUGUGCCGAGAAUAUCAAAUCAGGAAAGGUUCUGUUGGAAUUGAAUGAUGCAGAACUUGAAGCAGGUUUGGGAAUAACUCAUCCCCUUCAUCGGAAAAAGCUUCGCUUAGCAAUUGAGGAGCACAGACAUCCAAGUUUAGUGCGUUAUCCCUGUAUAGCUCAACUGGGUCACACAUGGGUCAGUUCUGAGUGGUUGCCUGAUCUUGGACUCGCCCAAUACUCAGAGAGCUUUGCUACUAAUUUGGUUGACGCCAGGAUGCUCGAUCAUAUCGUUAAGAAAGAAUUGGAAAAACUCUUGGGAGUCACGAGGAAGUUUCAUCAAGCUAGUAUUAUGCAUGGUAUUAAUUUAUUGAGAAUGCUCAAGUACGACAGACAGGCACUCGCUGUUAGGCGUCAUCAGAGUGAACAAGUGGAUGAAGAUCCCUUAGUUUGGACGAAUCACAGGUUCAUUCGGUGGGCGAGAAAUAUUGAUCUAGGAGAAUAUGCUGACAAUCUCAAAGAUUCUGGUGUUCACGGUGCUCUGGUAGUUCUAGAACCCUCGUUCACUGGUGAUACCAUGGCAACAGCGCUUGGAAUACCUCCCGCUAAGCACAUGAUACGUCGACAUUUAACUGCCGAACUGGAGGCCCUUGUACUGCCAGCCAGAAGCCAGCUGGAGGUGAUACCGAGGAAUCAUGUUGGUGGAAGUAGACCGAUGAGUACAGUGAGUGCCGGAGGGAGUUUGGGACGAGGAAAUCGGGCUCUACAUCUCCAACACCAUCAGAGCUCGCUAUCAGCCCUUCACAUGGCAACCAACAACUCUAGUACUAUUGACAGACGACGCUCCAGCCUCAGGACCUGCAGUCUUCUCUAUUUGAAAAAGUUGUCGUGGAGAAGCUCUCAGGGUUCUCUGAGUCGAGCGUUGGGGCUUCGUCCCCGGAGUGAAAAAGCUUCACCCUCGUCAUCAUCAGACACAGGAUCUCUCGUCAGUCAAUGUCAAUACAUGAGUAGCAUCCGUAGUAAUUCUCCUCCACCUCCUCAACUACCGCCACGUCCAUCAGCAAAUGGAACGGGAAAGCGUCAUCGUCGUGUGAAAAGCAUCGGUGACAUCGAGUACAUAACGAAUGCACCAGUGAGUACACCAGUCUGACAAGAGGAUCGGCCCCAACGUUCGGGGCCUUAUCGGAGCUUGAGCGAGCGUGGAUAUUCAUCUUAUUCCUCGCAGUACGGAUCCUACUCGGGAUACAGCAAUAUAUUAUCAUCGGAUUACUACUAUCAGUCACCAGGGAACAAUUAUUACCAGCUCCAGGGUGGGUACUAUUCGCCCCAGAGCUCGGGACCACGAUUUCCGGGGGUGCAGAGGUAUGGCAGUCUAGCUGAAGAAUCUUGGACGUCCUCAGCUAAAGAUGAAACUGUCAGUAAUUCCGCUAGAACAUAUUUGACUUGAAUUUCUUACCAAUGGGGUUCACUCAAAUGACCAAAUAAUCUAGGUUUCUCUGUUGCUUCCAUGGAGAACUCCUCGAUAUCAGAAUUAUCCUGGAAUAAUUUAAUUAAUUUGAUAAUCUGAUAUUUAAUUUUUACGAAAUUCAGAAUAUUCGUGAUGUCACUGAAAGCAUUCCAUUUGCUGGUGCAAUUGAUUGUCUCUCAAAUCAAGUGUUCAGGGAAAUAAUAUUACGAUCGUGAACGAAAUCUUGAUUUGUACGCCCACUGAUUAGUUUAUUAUCUCCAUGAUGUGGAGAAAUGGAGAAUUAUUACCAAAAAUAAUGUUUUUCGAACUAUUAUUUAUUGUGUGAAUAUUAUUUGACUGGAGAAAUUCCUUUCAAUGUUUCUGCGAUUAGGCAAGUUAAAAUUAUUGACAACAAAGAAACGAUUCAUUGUGAUGAACAGAAUUAUAUUGUGCGCUCAAAUUUCGAGGAAUAAUGGAUUAAUUAUGGAUAUAAUAAUAAUUGGAUAAUCUCGAGAUAUUGUUCACUUAUGACUUUUUUCAAAGGUUCUAAUGUCGAUAACAAGAUCAAAUCGAAAAAAGUUCAUUUUAUUCGGAUGUAGCCAUGAUAAAAUUUUUUGAAGGACACUCAUUGCCCUUUCCUGCUCUUUUUUUAAUCUGAUGAAUAUAUUCUGCUUCCAUUUUAAUUAAGAGUUCGUUCCACUGAAUUCUUGGGUGAAAUUAUAAAUAAUUUUUUUUUUGUAAAUUGCCUUGAUGUUGAAUUCAUCAUUGAAAAAUCAUCAUGUGCAUGGCAGCAAGACUUUCCUAUUGGUUAAAAUUAUAAUUAUCUAAGCACGAUAAUAAUGUCUCCAUGAAUUUGCACGAGAUCAUCGAAAUCUUUGGUAUUGCAAUCGAUUAAUAAUAAUUUUCUAUAUGAAUCCCAAAUGAUAUUUAAUCUGAUAUUUAUUCUUAGUUUUAUCUAUCGAUACAUCAAUUUGAAUUCCUGCGGAACUGAUAAUACAUUUAUUAUAAUAAACGUUGAUAAUUUAUCCGGAAUGCCAAAAAGAAAAAAAAAAUAACGGAAAAGUGUAUUGUCGUCGUUUUCUCAUGUUAACGUCGAUUUAAUACGAGAAUUAUUUUUCUUCUGUAAAUUAUUGAAUUUGAUAUAAAAUUCGAUCUGAAUUAUCCAAGUGGAUUGAACCAUCAGAGACCAUAAGGAUUGCAUUGGCAUUUAUCAAUAAAUCGAACAAUAAAAAAACAUCGGAAUGCUUGUGCGAUGAAUAUAAACAAUGCUAUCAGCUUUUGACGUAUCGGUCUCUGUUUGCAGUAUAUGUACAACUGAAAAUUAACUACAGAUUAAGAUAAAUAAAACAUUGUAAAUGUACUCAAUGCAGGAUGUAUAUGUAUAUAUUUGUGUGAGCUGUAAUAAUAUUUGAUGAACAUUUGAGAAUAAAUUAUA
Messenger RNA from Fopius arisanus, 5457 nucleotides. RefSeq names its product liprin protein kazrin (gene Liprin-gamma). The record is from RefSeq and is a predicted model, not a curated record. Gene Ontology annotation, molecular function: protein binding. NCBI's taxonomy places the organism in Eukaryota, Metazoa, Arthropoda, Insecta, Hymenoptera, Braconidae. The transcript has 17 exons. The coding region runs from base 117 to 3725 and encodes 1202 amino acids.